Lachancea lanzarotensis is the source of this 2139-nucleotide messenger RNA. RefSeq names its product LALA0S13e02674g1_1 (gene TCO89). Gene Ontology annotation, cellular component: fungal-type vacuole membrane; TORC1 complex. The coding region runs from base 1 to 2139 and encodes 712 amino acids. Gene Ontology annotation, biological process: TOR signaling. The record is from RefSeq and is a predicted model, not a curated record. NCBI's taxonomy places the organism in Eukaryota, Fungi, Ascomycota, Saccharomycetes, Saccharomycetales, Saccharomycetaceae. The transcript has a single exon.
AUGAAUAACAAGCAUGCUGCAAAUACAAGCAAAAAGCUAAAACAGUUUAGCACGAAAUCAAGAAGCAAGAGCGCUGCAAACUUCAAGGGGCUGAACCAACUGAGAAAAGUUUUGAGUCAUGAUGGAAGCUAUGCAGUCGAAGACCAAACGAAAGAGAGGCCAGGUUGGAUGAAAAAAUCUAAAAGUAGUGAUUCGUUGCACCGGAGAAAGGCCAUAAGCAGUCUCAGUAUGACAGCAUUGGGACGGGUUUCGUCGAAUUCGACGAGCUCACACCAUGAUAACUCGAGUGGAUCGUCUGUUCCAGUAUCUGGACUCAAGCCGCAACGUGGAAAUAGCACAAAAUCUGUUUUAGAGCUACGAGAUGGCGAUGAGAUGUAUGAGGAUCACUCAACGACAGACGAAGAGGUAGAAUAUUUUACAGAUGAAGAGGUCAAAAGGGAAGGCACUAGACCAAACGACAGAAACCGACUAUCAAAACGUCAAUCGGGAGCCAAGAAUGGAGCAACUGAGCCUAAUUUAGUUUACGAAUCGCAGGCACAGGAACAGAAUACCGACGACAGGGCCUCAGAGACAAGUGGUUCGGAGGAAGAUCACACAUUAUUAGGAACCGAUGUGCCAUCUCAAUCACAUGCUGUGUCUGUUGAAGAUCUUGAAAACUCCGUUUCGCGAGCCGGUAGCAGUAACACAUUGAAAAAUCAACCUUCCUAUGGAGUACCGUCUAACCUUCGGCCUUCAAGUGAUGACCACAUCAGUAGUACAGGGAAUCUCCCCGAUCAGGAUCAAAUACCAAGACAAAGUUAUCACCAGAGCAAGGAAACUUUGGUCAAUCAUGUUGCUCAUGAUGACAGAAUAGACUCUGCGGAUAGAAUAGAUCAAGAUGGCACUGAAGAAGACAUUAUCGACGCACCGAACAACAUUGAAUCCAUGGCAAACAGUUUGAAAAGGCAUGGGCCUACGUCCAAUAGGACGAGAAAUCUGGCGUAUGCUGAUGACGACGGAAAUGACAUCAGUGACGGUUAUGAUUAUAACAAAGAAAAAAGAACUGACUUGAAGUAUAGCCCGACAGUAAUUUUAUCGCAAUCAACAGGCAUGGAAAAGCGUUUCGAUCGCUCCCCAUCUCUGUCAGAAGAAACUAACUCUCGCAUAUUAAGAAAUGACAACAUUCAAAAUUCUGCAAAUGGAGCAAUCCCUUCCAAUAACAACAACUUCAAGUAUAUCAACAGUGAUUUUGCUGCCUCUUUUAACUCAAAUCAUGGUACGCAACACAUAAGUGAAAGUUCGGUUAAACCCGAUUUUUCUACUUCUAUUUCCAGUCUAUCCAGCCAUCUUUCUCGACCAACACAACUAAUGACGGAAAACAAGCCAAGCAAAUCUUUGCAUCAAAGAACAGGACAAGCUAUCAUAACUCCUCAUAUUAAUAACCGCCCGCAAUUGGAUUCCAGGAAUUCGAGCAGCAAAAGGUCAGAUCCUUUGUCAAAUUUCAAUAACUUCUCACAAUUUUUGCAAACUGAAAGCAGUGGAACAGAAUCUCGGACACAGCAAAAGCUUUGGCUGCAGCGCGAAAACUCUUUUAUAGAUCUCUCCUCCCAGGUCCCAACCUUAGACUCCAUCUUCCUGGCUUCUAAUAUUGAGGUCAAAAGAGAAUUCGAAAGAAUAUCCAGAGAGUAUACCAACGUGAGACGCUUUAGUAAUCCUGUGACAACUUCCCUGAACAGGACAGCUCCUCGAAACCGAUUAGACUCAAAAAAGAAUCGCUUAGCUCACUCCCAGAUCAACGAGCUCGUUAAAGUUUUCAGGAAAAAUGGCUCACAGAAUGAGCAGUCACUUCAAGAAUUCUGCAAAGAGAAGCUUGAUCUAGACAUUGAUAUUCAGCGAGUCUUAUCUACCAUAUGGAACAAAGAAAGUGCGGCUUUUAAUAAAAGGUCAGACCUCCCGGGACAGAAUGACCUCAGUCAUUCAUCUUCAACUUCUUAUGGAAUGCCGCUUCGCUCACAGACCCGCAACAAUUUGAGAACAAACUACGGAUCCUCAAACAGCAUUAACCAUCAACGAGGUUUAGGAUCUGGCUCGCUACAACCAACGACUAGGGCUGUCCAUCGGCGUAUGGAAAGCGCUUUCAAUCAACAGCAGCGGCUUUGA